CUCCCGCCUCAGGAAACCCCUGCAGUCCACGUGGCCCGGGGGCCUCGUGCCCGGCUGGUCCAAUGGGAGCGCGUCCCGAACCCCGGGCUUAGUAUCUUUAAACCCCCGGCAGGGUCUCCACCAGGCACCUGGCCGCACGCGCUGUCCCGGCAGGUGAGAACCUUUAAGGAAACUGGGACUUAAAGGCGGACUUACGGGAGCAGGGCUGGCGGCAACAGGUCCCCCAGACCCCCGCCCCCCGCCGGCCUCGCUAGCGCCCCCCGGAGCAGACGUCUUCCUGUCCUGCUGCCUCCUCCCUAGCCUCUCGGAAGCCUCCCGGGUGGUCCCCACAUAAAUCAUUCCUGGGCCGGCUGGGGAGCAGGGCUGCGGGGGGAGGGCAGCGCGGGCGGUGCUGGCCGAAGCGGGAGCGGGACCGGGACGGGGCGCACGGGAUGCUGCCUUGAGUGACUGACCCCACUGGAGAUCGUGCAUGCCAUCCAGGCUAGUCCUCCCCUCCUUCCGCCUCUUCUACACAGAAACUCGCACUCUUGGCUUAUCUGUGCUCCUGGCUUACCCACGGCUCCCAGAACCCCUGAGGCGGGAGGCCCCCACUUCUACCUCAUGCGUGGAGCACCUUGCUAGCCAUGACCCUGUCACUCGGCGUCCUGCUGUUGCUGGGGCUCUGCCAGAGUACCAUUUCAGAGGAGCCCUCGUCCUCCCCAAACAGUACCAAUGAUGGUCUGAAGUUUCAGUUGCCCACGCCGACCUAUGAGACCAAAGACGAUUACACACCUAGGUCCAUCGGCAAUCUUUUUAAAAUGGUGCGCAUCUUCCUCUACGUGGUGCAGCCCAACUUUUUCCCAAAGGAUCUUGUAAGAAAAGUACUACAAAAGAAGUUUGAACUCUCAAUGGAUUAUGGGAAGCCAGAAAGCGUGGUGUUGACUCUGCAGGUCAUCCAGUAUGAGAUCGGGAUUCUUUUCGGUGUUGUCCUGGGAUUGCUCUUUGUCAUCCUCAUGCCGCUGGUGGGGCUCUGCUUCGGUCUGUGCCGCUGCUUCAACAAGUGCGGCGGAGAAAUGCACCAGCGACAGACGAGGGACGGGCCCUUCCGGAGGAAAUACUACGCCCUCGCCCUCCUGAUCCUCUGUGUGCUUAUGAGCAUUGGUAUCAUCUAUGGUUUCAUGGCAAACCGCUACCUCAGGACUCACAUCAGAAAGGCCCGGAAACUGGCCGACAGCAAUUUCAGAGACCUGAGGACGCUCCAGAAUGUGACUGUACUGCAAAUACACUAUGUGCUGGACCAGUACAACACCACAAAGGAAAAGGCCAUCUCAGAUCUGGACAAUAUUAAGACCUUGCUAGGAGGCAACAUUCAGGAACACGUAAAACUUAAAACGAUCCCCGUUCUUGAUGACGUCGAGGCCAUGGCAGAAGAGAUCAGAGACUCCAAAGUACUCCUGGUGUCCGUGAACAAAAACUUAUGGGAGUUAAAGAAAUCACCCGAAGAGAUCUACAGAGGCCUGCGGGAGGUGAAAAGAGACCUGGAGCAGUCCCUCAAGGACCCCGUGUGCUCUGAACCCGCCCAGCAUGCCAGGUGCAACUCCAUCAGAAUGUCUCUGGACCAGCUGGACAACAACACCUACCUGGGCCAGCUCAGAUUGUUGGAUAACGAAAUUAAUAACGUCAAUGGUGUUCUUCAGACAAAUCUAUCCAGCCUGGUCCAAAUGAGCUAUCAAUCCAUCAAUAAUAUACCCGAGAGACUGCAAAAACAAACCACGGAAAUAAUACCAGCUGUCAAAAGGACCUUGAAUUACAUUGGUUUAAAUAUCAAAAUGAUAGCAGAAAAGGUUCCCAUUCAGGAAAAGCUGUCAGUUUUCUUGGAUUCCAUCAAUGACCUUGAAAGUAACAUCUACCGGGAAUUGCCUAGGGUGGAAAAAUAUGAGUCAUACAGGUGGCUGAGUUGCUUGAUUAUCUGCUGUUUUCUGACUCUCAUCAUGAUUUUUUAUUACCUGGGCUUGUUGUGUGGCGUGUUUGGCUAUAAACAGAAUGCCACCCCAACCACACGAGGCUGCAUCUCAAAUACCGGAGGCACCUUCCUCAUGGUUGGGGUUGGAGUUAGUUUCUUCUUUUGUUGGAUAUCGAUGCUCUUUGUGGUUCUUACUUUUGUCAUUGGUGUAAAUAUGGAAAAAUUGGUCUGUGAACCUUACCAAAACAGGAAGUUAUUCCAGAUUAUGGACACACCAUAUUUACUAAAUGAGAAUUGGAAAUACUAUCUCUCUGGCAAGAUACUUAACAAUAUGGAUAUUAAUCUCACUAUUGAACAAGUUUACAGAGACUGCAAAGACAACAAAGGCAUCUACACUGCCCUGCAGCUGGAGAAUGUCUACAAUGUCAGUAAGCAUCUCACCGUUGAGGAGCACAUUAGGUACAUGAACAAUGAAUUUAAAAAGAUGAGCGUGAACCUUGAUGACAUUGUUCUCAAAGAAGAAGGAAAAAGAAACCUUCUGGAUUUCAGUGACUCGGGAGUGGAGCAAAUCGAUUAUGACACUUACUUGGCUGAGACAGGUAAAUCGUUAACAAAAGUGAAUCUCUUAACAUAUGCAAGUGGUUUAAAAGAACACGCCAACAAGUUGCCCCCCGGAGUCUUAAAAGAGUCCCUGACAAGGAACGUAAUCAAGAUCAAAGACAUUCACAAUAUCAAGUUCCUGCCUUUGGAACUGCAACUGAAAGAACUACACCAUCAAAUUCAGGAGCUUCAACAAAGAGGCAGUGGAUUGAAGGUGAAAGUGACCAAUAUUCUUGAGGCUUUGGAUUCUUCUCAGAAAUUCAUCACAAACGAUCUUCCAUCUAUUAUUAUUGAAGAAAGUAAGGAGUAUGCAGAUAUAAUCAUUUCAUAUUUUGAAUAUUAUCUGAACUGGGCCAAGAUCACUGUCAUGGAGGAAAUCGCAGCCUGCAAACCUGUGGCCACUGCUUUUGAUUCUGCUUUUGACGUCUUUCUGUGCAACUACAUUACCAAACCCAUGAAUUUGUUUUGGUUUGGCAUAGGAAAAGCUACCAUACUGCUACUUCCGGCUAUAAUUAUUGCUGUGAAGCUAGCCAAGUACUAUCGGAGGAUGGACUCGGAGGAUGUCUAUGAAGAUGAUGAAAAUAUAGCCAUGAAAAAAAUGUACAGGUCAGCCUCUAACCCUCUAUGAGCAAAGCUGGUGAACAGAUCCAACUGCACGGUUCUUGGUCUGCAGCGUCUCCAAGUAUUGGAAGAGAAACCGCCCUUUAGGAGUUUACAGAUUCCGUGGUAGCAUCCGAAACAUGCCCUCGUGGGCCCAGGGCGCAAAGUGUGCCCCUGCUUCCCACCUUUCGAAGUGGGGCUUUCGCCAUCUGAGUCUUCCCUAAGAGUUUAAAUGUGUAACACAUCCAUUCAUUUUCAGUUUAGCCUUUGGAACCAGACAUGAAUUUUGUCACAUUUCAUUGCACAGAAAGUUAGACUUGUAGUUGGAAGAAGUUCACAAAUAGCAGAUAUGAGUGUGAACAAUAAAAGAAUGGUUUCCAAA
Molecule: messenger RNA, 3524 nt
Organism: Myotis daubentonii (Daubenton's bat)
Lineage: Eukaryota; Metazoa; Chordata; Mammalia; Chiroptera; Vespertilionidae
Gene: PROM1
Product: prominin 1
Exons: 26
Coding region: 624-3170 (848 amino acids)
Biological process (GO): photoreceptor cell maintenance; camera-type eye photoreceptor cell differentiation
Cellular component (GO): cell surface; cilium; microvillus
Molecular function (GO): cholesterol binding
Source: RefSeq, a predicted model, not a curated record